This is a messenger RNA of Macrosiphum euphorbiae (potato aphid), 2406 nucleotides long. Lineage: Eukaryota; Metazoa; Arthropoda; Insecta; Hemiptera; Aphididae. The record is from the annotation of a GenBank genome assembly.
AUGGCAUUAUUAGUGGAAUCACGGUCGUUUCGGCCGUUCAAGUCCAGUGAAGAAUAUCUUUACGCUAUGAAAGAGGAUUUAGCUGAAUGGCUGAAUGGUUUAUAUCCUGAGCUCUACAUAAACGUAAAUAACUUCAUGGAUAGACUUGAUACCGGCGUGGCUUUGUGCAAGCAUUCCAACUGUGUAAGGAACUAUGCAGAGGAACACGUGAAUCGAAGACAAGCGGCUGGGAAAUCUAAUAUAAGCGGCAUUGCGAGCAUAGUUCUUCAAUUACCAGCUGUACGAUAUUUACCCGGCGCUAAAGGUGGUACGUUUUUUGCUAGAGACAAUGUUUCCAAUUUCAUAAAUUGGUGCAGAAACGGACUUGGAGUGUUCGAGUGUCUGCUGUUUGAAACAGAUGAUCUUAUAAUGCGAAAAAAUGAAAAACACGUGAUCUUGUGUUUAUUAGAGGUCGCUAGACGUGGUGCUAGAGUUGGUGUACCAGCUCCGAUGUUAGUACAAAUGGAAAGACAGAUUGAUCGGGAAAUCGCUGCAGAUAAAAAGUAUGCUCAAUUUUCACAAGGAACUGACUUUAAUGAUGGUGACGAUACAGAUUUGAGUGACGGCGAAGACCUAACUGAAUAUGCGCCAUUGCCUCAAAUUGUUACUAAUGAUUUAAAAAGUUUGGAUGAAAUGGUACGGGAUCUUGUGGAGAGGUGCAAGUGUCCGACCCAGUUCCCAAUGAUCAGAGUGUCCGAAGGAAAAUACCGUAUCGGCGAUACUAAAGUCUUGAUAUUUGUCAGGAUACUGAGGAGUCACGUUAUGGUCAGAGUGGGCGGAGGCUGGGACACACUGUCUCAUUACUUGGACAAACACGACCCGUGCCGAUGCAAAACUGCUCAUCGAGCCCCGGUGUCUGCGAAACUGACGGGUGUCAGGAGCGGCGGGCCCACGUUGGAAAUAUCGCACGCCCAAGUACACUACGAAAGAUCACCGCCGAGAACACGACGCUCGUCCACGUCCAGCACGGGCAGCAGCGGUAACGGUGGUUACUCCGGCGGCCUGAGCCUGACAUCCGGAGGCCUGGCCACGGCCAAGAGGGCGAGCCGCCGCCGGAGCCGAUCGCCGUCCCCUCGGCCGACCGCUAAACUGAGCGCACCCGUGGAUGCGGGCCGCCGGAGCAGAAGUCCCACUCCUCGACGGGCCACCGACCACUUGGCCGUGGCCAACGCGGGCUGCAGGUCCAGGUCGGUGACGCCCAGCGGGAGACGUGCACGGCGGUCCGCGUCACCUUCGUCCGCGGCCGUUAACGGCGGCGGCGAACGUCUGCUGCAUGUGCCAAACGGACAGCGACAGUCCUGCAACGACCGCAGCCGUUCGCCGUCGGCGGCGCGCCAGCGAAGCGGAGUGGACGACACCCCGACGCCGAAGAUAUCGUUGAACUUCACGCCGGAACUGGCCGCCGAGUUGGGUGACCGGUUGCAACGAUCCUCCAGAGAGUCAUCCGUGGACAUAGUACAGCAGCGCGAGACCGGAAAAACGGGCGACUGCGACGACGACGACUGCGACGAUGACGACGACGACGACGAUGAUGUGACUGUGGACACGUCGUCCACGUGCCGUGUGUCGGAUAACUUCCGUGGCACCGGACAGUACCACGUGCUGAACCCCAUGCCCGUGACGGCCAUUGGCGAGAGGCGGCACUCGACCGUCAGGGAGGAAGAGUCCGUGGUGGACACGACGCCGUUCAGCCGCGUGUCGGACAGCCUGAGGGUGGCCGCAUACGAUAGUCCGCCGUCGGCUGGUCGGAAAAAGUCCCAAACGGCCCGCGGGGACGUGAAGAAGUCGGAACCGGUCGGCACGGACAGCGGCUCGGAAGUGUCGGACGAGGGCUACAGGAGCCUGGGAGUGGUAGCUUCGCCGCCGUUCAACUCUAACGUGAAACACGUGCAAAAAUCAAACGGCACGCCACCAGUUACUCGAGUGACGCGGCCACCUCGAAGUCGUUCGGCGGGCGGCAAGGAUACGCCCAGCCCGCAACAGUCGCCGUUCCGCCGGAACCGUUCCACCACCCAGUCGUCGAGACACCAGCAGCCAACGCCAGCGCCGGCGUUCGGACGGUCGCAGACGCCGACGCCGAGCCGCCGGUCACCCGCACCGUAUUCGGACGGCGGCCACCACCAACCGCCGUUUUCGACGUCGUCGACGCCGGCCACGCCGAUGCUGGGCCGGAACAACACGUGGAACGCGGCCGGUGGCCGGCACUGGUCAUCCAAACAGCGGCCGCAACUGUCGGCCGACACGUUCUGUCAACAAGUGGCCGACAUCAUCAACCGGUACGCAGUGAUGGCGCCCAGUCCCCGGAAAGACUCGAAACCCGAUUCGCCGAUCGUCACCAGGAUACCGGCGCCCGUCCAAAGGACUUGA